This is a messenger RNA of Theileria annulata, 957 nucleotides long. RefSeq names its product transport protein (SEC13 homologue), putative. The coding region runs from base 1 to 957 and encodes 318 amino acids. Gene Ontology annotation, molecular function: protein binding; structural molecule activity. Gene Ontology annotation, cellular component: COPII vesicle coat; nuclear pore outer ring. Gene Ontology annotation, biological process: protein import into nucleus; COPII-coated vesicle budding. The transcript has a single exon. The record is from RefSeq and is a predicted model, not a curated record. NCBI's taxonomy places the organism in Eukaryota, Apicomplexa, Aconoidasida, Piroplasmida, Theileriidae.
AUGUUGACUGUCACUCCAAAUUUAUCGUUGAACCUAAGUCAGUUACUACAGAAGGCUGUUCACCUGAAUGACCUACAAUAUGACUAUUUCGCCAAAUUUUUAGCAGCCGCAUGUAGGUCCCAAACUGGCCCUGAAGUAGUAGUGUUAUCCAAGGAGGCAGGGAAUCAUUUGACUCCACUGUCAACCAUUCCAACUGAAUUUGAGCCGAUUUUUCUCUCGUGGGCUCCACCAACAUUCGGUAACAUGUUAGUUGUAGUAUCAAGCGACAACUCUGUGACAUAUUAUAGAAAUGACCAGAACUGCGGAGGUGUUUGGAAAGUAGUUUACAGAAGCAACGAACUUUGCAAGUCAGUGAGUUCGUUGAGCGUUGGAGUUUCCAAUGAUGGAGAAUUGCUAGUGGCCUUAGGAUCUCUUACAGGAGCAGUUACUAUUGUAACUUCUCACACUCGAUUUGAAACCUCAACUUUUAAAGCACAUACUGGAGGAGUUUAUUCACUGGCUUUCAAUUCAGUAGAUGGCUCAAAAUCCGCUCUUUUCUCUGAGGUUUUACUGGCUACUGCUGGAAUUGAUGGCACCGUUAAAGUUUGGCAAUUAUUUGAUCCCAGCACAGCACACCCUAAUUCCGAUAAAGAUAACACGACUGGUAAUGACAGACCCUCAUUCAGGCUAGUUGAGAAAUUUGAUUUGGAGCCCAAUCCAACAUCACUUUUAAGGGUGAAUUCACUGUGUUGGAGCAAGCAAGGAUUACUGGCAGCAGCUACUGAAUCGAAUGUGUACCUGUUUGAAAAGACUCAUGAUUGGCACUUAUUUCAGACUCUAAACCUCCCUCAACACGGCGUAAUGGCCUUUGUUGCAUUCAACAAUGAUCGCAUCGUAUUAUUACAAGACACGGAAUCUGUAGUUUUUAAGCGUAACGAUUCUGGAACUUUUGAGUUCUUUGGGAAUCUUUCAGAUUAA